Molecule: messenger RNA, 618 nt
Organism: Penicillium mononematosum
Lineage: Eukaryota; Fungi; Ascomycota; Eurotiomycetes; Eurotiales; Aspergillaceae
Exons: 3
Coding region: 1-618 (205 amino acids)
Source: RefSeq, a predicted model, not a curated record
AUGGGUAAAGUCAAGUGGGAUUCCUUCGCUGACCAAACUCUCCUGGCCAAGAUCCUCGAGACCCAUGACCUCGCUCUCGAUAUGAACAAGGUCGCAGCGGCUUGGCCUGGCGAUGAGGAAAACAGACCGACACCCCGUGCCCUCAGAGAACGUAUCAACAGAAUCAAGGAGAUCGUUCGCGCCGGCAUUGCUCCCGUGUCUGGUCCCUCUAGCCCCGUCACCCCGAAGAAGCGUGCUCCCCGCAAGAAGGCCAAUGAGACUCCUACUUCUGCCGGCCCUUCGCGCAAGCGCAAGCGCGUUGCACAGGAUGCCCCCACCGAUCAAGAUGAAGUCCGCGUUAAGGAUGAGGAAGGUCCGGCUGCCCAACUCAACGAACUUCUUCCCGAGUCUGCUAUCAAGACCGAAAUUGACCUUGACCUCAUCGACCCCCGUCUUCGCGGGCAGUUCAAUGAGCAGCCAGCUGAUGCUGAGAACGGAAGGACUGACUCUGGCGCCAUCGACCCCCUCCUUCACGAGCAGAUCGAUGAAGAGCUAGCUGAUACCGAGAACGGAAAGACUGACCCUGAAUGGACCGAGUACAAUGACUAUGACACUGAGUCGGACCUGGUUCCCCAGUAG